AUGGAGAGAUAUGAGGUCGAAGACCUGAACGGCUUAAAUAUCAUCCAUGUUGCAGGGACAAAGGGGAAAGGGAGCACCUGUGCAUUCGUCGCAUCGUUCCUCAAGGCUCAUGGAGACAAGACCGGGUUCCCGCGAAAAGUCGGCCUAUACACAUCGCCGCACAUAGACAACAUACGCGAGAGGAUUCGCAUCAACGGCGAGCCGAUAUCCCAGGAUAUUUUCACCAGCAGGUUUUUCGAGGUGUGGGAGAAGCUGCCUGGCAAAGCAACAGACCUGCUAGAUAUUCCCCGGUAUCUCCAGCUUCUAGCACUUCUGUCUGUCCAUGUCUUCGUUACAGAGAAGGUUGAUGCGGCGAUCUAUGAAACCCAUCUUGGUGGGGAAUUCGAUGCAACGAAUAUUAUUAGCGCGCCGAUUGCAACUGCUAUAACGCCGAUUUCAAUGGACCACAGCCACCUACUUGGGCCAACCAUCGAAGAUAUUGCGUGGCACAAAGCGGGGAUAUUUAAGUCGGGAAGUCUGGCAUUCUCCGCUGCUCAGGAGCCAGCGGUCGAAGCCGUCCUCCGCCAGCGAGCUGCUGAAAGGGGGGCAGCACUACGGUUUAUCAGCCUUAAUAGCGAGCUUCCAGCUGACGCGGUGGCUCUGAGGCCUAGAGUACAGAAACUAAACUGUUCUUUGGCUCUUGCGGUGCUCCGUGCUUGGCUGACCGUGAAGCUACCUGAGCAAAGCAGUAUUGAUGAUGUGAUUCUCAACGGUAUAGAGAAGUUUUCCUGGCCAGGGCGAUAUCAGCAAAUUAACGAUGGCAACUAUCGGUGGUUCCUUGACGGAGCGCACACCGACUCGAGCCUCUGCUACGCAGUUGAGUGGUUUGCAGAGAGAACGCGAGAGAGCCAGGAGUGGGUAUAUUCUCAAUCCAAAGCGUACGGGAGCUACAACUACAUGCUAACUCGCAUCACCAGCAUUCCCACUCGGAUUCUGAUCUUUAGCCAUUUUUCAAAUCGAGACGGUAUAGCUCUUCUGCGUAGCAUCGCAAGGUCCUUACUCGACAACGAUAUUCAAGUACAGCACGUUAUUCUAACUUCGUACGAUGAAAUGAGAGACGGUCGAACUAGGAUUGACCGAAAUUUGACCAACCGCUUCUCUCGAGCAGUGCAAGAAAGCUAUGCCGAGUUCUGGAGAAGCUUUGAUGCAACUGCAACAGUUUCAUGCGAACGGACGAUCGAGGAAGCUUUGCAUCGAGCUAGGGCAAUGGGAGACCAGGAGAGCGGCAUGCAAGCCUUGGUGACGGGAAGCCUACAUCUGGAGCAAGUGACGACUGCUCCUUCACUGGAUGCCCGUGAUACAGCCUCUGACGAGGCCCAACAGGUCCAGGAUCAUCGGCUAGCUGCCAACAACGGGGAGAGAUGUAGCAGCUUGCAGCUGCGAGCCAGUUAA
This is a messenger RNA of Microsporum canis CBS 113480, 1431 nucleotides long. RefSeq names its product folylpolyglutamate synthase. NCBI's taxonomy places the organism in Eukaryota, Fungi, Ascomycota, Eurotiomycetes, Onygenales, Arthrodermataceae. The transcript has 4 exons. Gene Ontology annotation, cellular component: cytoplasm; mitochondrion; cytosol. Gene Ontology annotation, molecular function: tetrahydrofolylpolyglutamate synthase activity; ATP binding. Bases 1 to 1431 code for a protein of 476 amino acids. Gene Ontology annotation, biological process: tetrahydrofolylpolyglutamate biosynthetic process. The record is from RefSeq and is a predicted model, not a curated record.